This is a messenger RNA of Astyanax mexicanus (Mexican tetra), 2765 nucleotides long. It is a transcript of the gene thoc1, whose product is annotated as THO complex 1. Lineage: Eukaryota; Metazoa; Chordata; Actinopteri; Characiformes; Acestrorhamphidae. The transcript is spliced from 20 exons. Gene Ontology annotation, biological process: mRNA export from nucleus; regulation of DNA-templated transcription elongation; signal transduction. Gene Ontology annotation, molecular function: protein binding. The coding region runs from base 52 to 2019 and encodes 655 amino acids. Gene Ontology annotation, cellular component: THO complex part of transcription export complex. The record is from RefSeq and is a predicted model, not a curated record.
GGCAGUAAAUGACCCGGAUGUGUAGCAGUAAGGAGGGCUGUAGCGGUAAAGAUGUCUCCCGGCGUGUUUAACCUGCUGGAAGCGCGGGAGAAACUCACGGCGGGUACAGGAAGUGCUCUGGGAGCUCGGAGCUGUAAACCCCUCACCAGCGCCUUCAGUCACCUGUCUGGAACUGAGGCGGAGAAGAAGAACACGUUGGAUCAGGUUCUGCGGGGAGUUCUGGAGGAGCAGAUCGUGAAACAUGGGAACGUUGAUGAGAACCUGUCUCUGAUCUACAUCAGCAUCAGUGCUGUUACUGAAGGUAUCUGUUCAGCCACCACUCCGUUCCUGCUGCUGGGGGAUGUUCUGGACUGUCUCCCGCUGGAUCAAUGUGAUAAAAUCUUCUCCUUCGUGGAGGAGAAUGUUUCCACGUGGAAAUCUAAUUCCUUCUACUCUGCUGGGAAGAACUAUCUGUUGAGGAUGUGUAACGAUCUGCUCAGACGACUCUCUAAAUCCCAGAAUACAGUGUUCUGUGGGCGGAUCCAGCUCUUCCUCGCCCGCCUCUUCCCUCUGUCUGAAAAAUCAGGUCUGAAUCUGCAGUCUCAGUUUAAUCUGGAUAAUAUCACCGUGUUUAAUAAGAAUGAGCAGGAGAGCACUCUGGGGCAGCAGAGCUCGGAGGUGAAGGAGGAUGGGAUGGAGGUGGAGGAGGGAGAGAUGGGGGAUGAAGAUGCUCCUGCUCCGUGUUCUAUUCCUAUAGAUUAUAACCUGUACAGGAAGUUCUGGACGCUGCAGGAUUAUUUUAGGAACCCGGUGCAGUGUUAUGAUAAGUUCUCCUGGAUGACCUUCGUUAAGUUCUCUGACGAAACUCUGGCCGUGUUUAAGAGCUAUAAGCUGGACGACACUCAGGCCUCUAAGAGGAAGCUGGAGGAGAUGAGGACGGCCGGAGGAGAGCACGUCUACUUCGCCAAGUUCCUCACCAGCGAGAAGCUGAUGGAUCUUCAGCUGAGUGACAGUAACUUCAGACGGCACAUCCUCCUGCAGUACCUCAUCCUCUUCCAGUACCUCAGAGGACAGGUCAAGUUCAAGAGCUCAAACUGUGUGCUGAAUGAUGAUCAGACAGCCUGGAUGGAGGACACUACUAAACUAGUCUAUCAGUUGCUGAGAGAAACUCCUCCGGAUGGUGAUAAGUUUGCUGGGAUGGUUGAGCACAUCCUGAACACGGAGGAGAACUGGAACUCCUGGAAGAACGAGGGAUGCCCCAGCUUCGUUAAGGAGAGGCCUGCUGAAACCAAGCCCACUCGCCCCAGCAGCAGAAAGAGAGCAGCGCCGGAGGAUUUCCUGGGAAAAGGUCCUGAGAGAAAGAUCCUGAUGGGAAAUGAGGAAUUGACGAGACUGUGGAAUCUUAACCCAGACAACAUGGAGGCCUGCAAAUCAGACAGCAGAGAGUUCAUGCCGUCUCUGGAGGACUUUUUUGAGGAAGCCAUUGAACAGGCCGAUCCAGCCAACAUGGUGGAGGACGAGUACAAGGUGGUGAGGAACUCUAAUUACGGGUGGAGGGCUCUCCGCCUCCUCUCGCGCCGCAGCCCUCACUUCUUCCAGCCCACCAAUCAGCAGUUCAAGAGCCUGGACGAGUACCUGGAGAACAUGGUCAUCAAACUGGCUAAAGAGCUGCCUAAGGAUCUCCCAUCUGAAGAGAUAAAGACCGGAGAGGAGGAGGACGAGAACGGAGUCAGUCUGCUGAAAACCGGCAGCGACAGUCUGCAGGCGGGUCUGCAGAAUAAGCCGGUGACGAACAGUCAGAUGGAUGAGAUCGCAGGGAAGCUGGGUGAUGGGUGGCGUUUGCUGGCGGAUCAGAUGGAGAUGAAAGCGUCGGAGGUUCGGGAGAUCGAGUCGGACAGCGAGGACGUGGACCUGCAGGCCAAGAUGCUGCUGGUGGCCUGGCAGGACCGCGAGGGGAACCAGGCCACCAUGGAGAGCCUGAUCACCGCGCUGAACGCCGCCGGCUUCACCGCCAUCGCCGACAGCCUCAGCGACGCGUAACGCUGAACGCUAAAGACUCGUAUACUUACACUGUGCACCCCCCUCUGAAAUAUCACCAAUAUAUAACAGCCAGCGGAGCAACACACCGAGACAUCAUACAGACUUCACUUCAGCUCAUUUAGCUAUGCUAAUGCUAAUGUAAUUUAGCCUGUUUAGUCUUACUGUUAAUAUAAUGAUUAUUAUGCUAUUGUAGAAUGCUGUCAGUUCUGAGAGCUGCUUUUCCAGGUGUUGUGCUGAAUCCUGCCUCCCUGCCAGAACAUGUCCUCCCUCUCUGACCUUCUACACCUUUUUAAUUAAAGAUUAAUCUAUAGUUACAGUAGAUACAGAAUCACCAGCACUGUAAUACGUUUUACCUAUACUGCUGCGUCACGCACCUGACAACCAGGGGGAGACGGAUUUCAGCACAACACCUCUUCUUUUUCUUCUUCUUCUACUAUUGUUUAAUUUGCUGAGUGUAGUUCAGUCUCAAAUUUGAAGUGUUUUAAACUGUUAAAGUAGCUCCAGACGAUCCUCAGAACUGAACCAAAACCAGGACUAAGAAAUGUCUCAGGCUGAAAAUUUUUCAGUGUGUUGCUCUGAAUGAGCUCAGUAGUAACUGGACUUGAAACAUCUCCCAUGAUUCCAUGUUUUAUUAAUGCUUGAAUACUUUAGAUCUUGUAUUUUUCACAAUAUGUUUUUGUACGAUUACUGUCUGAGAUUGUGUAGCAUUGUGUUCCUUCAAUAAAACUCAAGUGUUUUUGAUUUCA